This is a messenger RNA of Leishmania mexicana MHOM/GT/2001/U1103, 1170 nucleotides long. RefSeq lists its product as hypothetical. The record is from RefSeq and is a predicted model, not a curated record. The transcript has a single exon. Bases 1 to 1170 code for a protein of 389 amino acids. Lineage: Eukaryota; Euglenozoa; Kinetoplastea; Trypanosomatida; Trypanosomatidae.
AUGGUGCAUGACGAGAUCAGGGAGCUGAGCACCCAAGUGAAGUCCAUGAUCGCGCAGCACCUCUCUCGUGACGGUACGUCGAAGGAGCAGGUGAUGUGGGGUGUGCGCCAGUUCGGCCCGUCGAAGGAAUCUCGGCGCGUGCUGAACAAGGAGAACGAUGCCGCGCGCCUGGCCUGGGAGACGGGCGUGUACUGCGUCUGGCGCUGCCGAGAGAAGCCGCGGUUGAGUGGGGCGAACGAAGACUUUUGCUGCCGCAUAGGCUACCAACAUGUUUGCUUCUGCGGCCACCCGCUCGCGGCGCACACCACGCCAGGCCGCGCCGCCAACUCUUCUGCCGCCGCGCAGGUGAAUCGUGGACAUGAUAGGGAGACCGUGGGGAGCGACGGCGAUAGGGGACACUCGCCCUCGUGUGGCUCCUCUACGGCACCUGCGACGGAUGCGCAGCUCGCUCAGUGGAAGGGACGUUGCGAGGAGGUCGGCUGCUCGUGUGCUCGGUACCGCUACGUGCCAAACACGCCGCUCGAGAUUGGUGAGGGCUGGCUCACGCGGCGAGCGAACUGGAAGGCGUCAGAGUGGAGCGCCAAGUGCCGCUGCAGCCACGGCCACACGGCGCACGAUCCCAAGACGAUGCGAUGCAAGAGCUGCGGUGGCUGCUCCGGCUUCACAUCAGCCUUUCUGUGCGUUGUUUGCGAUCUACCGUGGGAGGCGCACGAGACGGUUUGGGCAAGCGAGGGAAUGCGGGUAGGCGACGGCCAUCCGGUCUGUGAAGCGUAUGCGCCGUUGGCCGGCGUCGACUGGGACGUCCGUGAGGCGGUGCUCACCGAUGCGACCAUGGGCGGCCGCAUCGAACCGUCCGCUACGUACCUUGCCCUUAAGCAGCGCGCCAGCGGUUCAUGUGCUCUUGCGGACACGACGACGACUGCAACGACGGCCUCCAGCGCGCCCCGCAGUAUUGCGGGCGGACGGCCCUCCUCGACUUCUGCUACAAAGAAUCGGGGAGGAGGGCCUUCUGCAGGCGCGCUGCCCGCCAUCACCGCGUCCCCUGCCGCCGAUCCGAUCCUUGACGUGGAGUAUUGCCGCUUCUGCGCCACCGUCUACAAGCGUCCAGAGUCGAAGUUCUGUGCCCAGUGCGGCCAGCCACGGCCACAGCGGCUGGUCAAACUCCGGUAG